Molecule: messenger RNA, 1565 nt
Organism: Prorocentrum cordatum
Lineage: Eukaryota; Dinophyceae; Prorocentrales; Prorocentraceae
Source: the annotation of a GenBank genome assembly
CGAGAAGCACGGGUUCAGCCGCAAGCCAAGCGCCCCUGGCGCGCAUUGACACAGGCGCGAACAAGUGCAGAGUGGGAAGGGGAAAACCGCCGCUCCAGCCGAUGCGGCUAGAGAGGGAGGAAGAGAGAAAGAAAGAAAGAGAGAGAGAGUUAUUCAUAAGGAAAAGGAAUGGAGGAGGAGGAGGUGGACUUUCCCCCUCGGGCCGGCGCCCGUCACCGCCCGAGGUCCGCAUGGGCGCAGGCAACGAGCGACAGCACGCCCGCGGAAACGUCCACCGCCAUCGGGGCAGCACGCAAUGACGCCACCGGCCGGCCGGCGCCGCGCGUGCGCCGGCCGGCUCGCAGAGCGCGGCCGCGGCGCCAGCCGCGGCGCCUGCCGGGCUCCGCAGAAAGAGCAGCGCUGGCAGCACCGCGUCGACGGCGACGGCGGAGGCCGCCGCCCACGACGUCGAGUAUCGCCAGGAAGGAGUGCGCUGGGGCCGCCAGAGCGCAGGAGCACCGGCGCGACCAGCAGCGCCGACUCCAGGGCCAGGGCGCGGGCGCCGACGGCCUCGUCGGCCCCGAGCAGGUGGUUCAGGCUCCGGCGCGCCGGAAAGAGCAUGACGGGCGUUGCGAGCAGGCACGAGAGCGCGUACGCGACCCCGAAGGCGUGGAAGGCCGCCUGGUCCUCCCCGAAGCUAUCCAGCAUGUCGGGCGGCGUCUUCCAGCCAUAGCGGUGGGCGACAGCGACGCCGAUCAGAGCAUACGUGCUCCCCGAGAGCACAGCAGCUAUCGAUACUACUCUUGCGACGGUGCGCGCCGAGCGAAGCUCGGGAGGCAGCUCCGCAUACAGCGGGAACACCUGCGACGUGGCCGAGAACGCAUAGCAGCAGAGUGGCACGCCGCGAAGAACCGAGCCGGCAGAAGCGGGGGGCCAGGGGGCCUGUGGCGGGUGGCCCAGGGCAAGCUGGCCGCGGCGGCCAUGAUGCAAGCCGCCACGAACAGCGACAACGCCGAUGUCACGUUCGUCCCGCGAAGCUGCGCGGGCGCGGCGAAGGGCAGCACCAGCAAACCGCACGCAGCCAGAGCAGACGCCCGCAGGUGCCCUGGCUUCGAGAGGCCCCCGAACGCGGCGGCGGCGUCGAGCCUGCUGCUGGCCACCGCCACGUAGGCAGCGCACGUGCCCACGUUGGCAAGCAGGAUGUUCACGGCAAGGAAGUGAGCGGUCCGCGGGCCGAGGUCGGAAGCGACGGCCUCCUCGUAGGAGCGCGCCCGCGGGCUAGCGGCCACGAGCGCGGCCAUCAUGGCGACGGCGUUGACGGCAAAAAACACCAACAAGGCGAAUCCCCAGAGGACGCCGCACGUCGCGAACAUAAACGGCAUCGCCUGGGCGCGCCGACGCCGAACAUGGCCCGGCACAUUGGCACCACGGCGCCCGCCAGCGUUCGCCCCAUGGCGCAUCGGCGGCGCGAGUCGACGGAUGACGGCGAUGAGGGCCCUCGCCGACUCGCGCCGCCCCCCCCUUGCGGGGGCAGCCGCCGCCGCUGGCGAGGAAGGCAAAAAAGACAAGGCCUCUGCCUACUUGCC